This is a messenger RNA of Ipomoea nil (Japanese morning glory), 978 nucleotides long. RefSeq names its product VAMP-like protein YKT61. Gene Ontology annotation, biological process: endoplasmic reticulum to Golgi vesicle-mediated transport. Bases 121 to 636 code for a protein of 171 amino acids. Gene Ontology annotation, molecular function: SNAP receptor activity. The record is from RefSeq and is a predicted model, not a curated record. The transcript is spliced from 5 exons. Gene Ontology annotation, cellular component: membrane; Golgi apparatus. Lineage: Eukaryota; Viridiplantae; Streptophyta; Magnoliopsida; Solanales; Convolvulaceae.
AAUCCAGGAUUAUAUUCUAAAAGCAUCGGAUUCAUUAUAGAUAGACACACAGAGUGUUUUUAGAGAGAGAGAGAGAGAGAGAGAGAGAGAGAGAGAGAGAGAGAGAGAGGGCGGGGGGACAUGAAGAUCACGGCGUUGUUGGUGGUGAAAUGCACUCCGGAAGGAUCGGAUCCGGUGAUCCUAGCUAACGCAUCGGACGUCAGCCAUUUUGGAUACUUCCAGAGACCCAGCGUUAGGGAAUUCAUCAUAUUCGUCGGUCGGACCGUCGCCAGACGCACCCCUCCCGGCCAACGCCAAUCCGUCCAGCACGAAGAGUACAAGGUGCAUUCAUAUAACCGUAAUGGCUUAUGUGCAUUGGGUUUUAUGGAUGAUCCCUACCCGGUUCGAAGUGCUUUUUCACUGCUAAAUCAGGUCAUGGAUGAGUACCUAAAAAUUUUUGGUGAGACAUGGAGAUCUGCUCAAUCUGAUAGUACUCAAAGUCAACAAUGGCCUUAUUUAUUUGAAGCUCUAAAUAAAUUUCAGGAUCCUGCGGAAGCUGACAAGCUGUUGAAAAUUCAAAGGGAGUUGGAUGAAACAAAAAUUAUUCUUCAUAUUUUGACAAAGCAGAAGCUCUUCCCCACCCCCUUGCCUUUUUAAUUGUAAGAAUGAGUUAAUACCACAUCAUUUUUAUGUUAUAUUGCAUAUUAGAGAAGCUGUAGGAAGUGAAUCUUCUUCCCAUCUCAUAUGCAUAUUGGAGAACCAAUAUUUACAUUGAAAGUAAAAUUAUCUUGAACUACAAGUACUAGGAGUUACACAGUGCGAGUACCAGUGAUAAAUGAUAAUACUUUCAGGACAUUUGAAAAAUAUUACUUGAAGAUACUUUGACUUGAAACUUCUUGGAAGUGGCUAUUAUGAUACUCCAAUGUUUUUAGGGUUGGCUCUUGGCUGUUAGCCUAGGUGCAUGGCAAAAAUUGAUGUUUCGGUGUUUGUCUUUUUGAU